AUGGCGAUUGCUUUGGCUGAGGCGGACAAGUAUGAGAUCUUGGAGAAGAUCGGCUGCGGCUCCUUCGGCAUCAUUCGCAAGGUCAAGCGGAAAUCCGACGGAUUCAUACUAUGCCGGAAGGAGAUCAAUUAUAUCAAGAUGUCUCAGAAGGAGCGCGAACAACUCACGGCGGAAUUCAAUAUCCUGAGCUCUCUCCGACACCCGAACAUUGUGGCCUACUACCACCGUGAACACCUCAAAGCAAGCCAAGACUUGUACCUCUACAUGGAAUACUGCGGUGGUGGAGACUUGAGCAUGGUUAUCAAGAAUCUCAAGAAGGCGAACAGGUUGGCGGAGGAGGAAUUCGUCUGGCGCAUUCUGUCACAAUUGGUCACUGCCUUGUACAGGUGUCACUAUGGAGCGGACCCUGCGGAAGUUGGAUCGAAUAUCCUCGGAGCGCCGCCAAAGCCAUCCGGACUGAAGGGAAAGCAGGGACAAGUUACUAUCCUGCACCGCGAUCUUAAGCCCGAGAAUAUUUUCCUCGGUAGCGACAACACUGUGAAGCUGGGCGACUUUGGUCUGUCUAAGCAGAUGCAAUCCCAUGAUUUCGCAUCCACAUAUGUCGGCACUCCCUUCUACAUGUCCCCCGAAAUUUGUGCCGCUGAGAAGUACACUCUUCGAUCGGACAUUUGGGCGGUCGGGUGCAUCAUUUAUGAGCUUUGCGCGAAGGAGCCUCCCUUCAAUGCGCGCACCCAUAUUCAACUAGUGCAAAAGAUCCGCGAGGGAAAAUACGCAUCUCUCCCAGACUACUACUCGCCGGAAUUGAAGAAUGUUAUUGGCAGUUGCUUACGCGUUAACCCCGACAACCGCCCUGACACGGCCGCCUUGAUCAACCUUCCUAUCAUUCGUCUGAUGCGCAAGGAGAAGGAAGUUGUGGAUCUUGGCAAGACCCUGCGCCGUCGCGAGGAGGUCGCCGUCCAGAAGGUCCGUGAGAUGGAGCAAAGGUUGGCCAAUGCGGAGAAAGACAAGCUCCAGUUCAAGACUGAGACAGAAAACACCGUUCGUCGGGAAUGGGAGGUGAAGGCACGACUCGAGAUUGAUCGCCAGGUGCAGGGCGAAUUGGACCGACUGCGCAAGCGAUUUGAAGCGGAGGUGCAAGACCGCGUUUCUAUCGAACUUGAGAAGCAGAAGAGACACAGCAAUCCUCGAGAAGAGCUCUUCCGUGCCAGCCUUCGUCGCUCAGAUUCCAGUUCGCAAGGAUCAUCACGGACUAGUGGUCGUGAAUCUCGUUCUUCUGGUGUCGUAACCGACGACUCCGAUGUUCCGUCCAGCACUGAUAUCAGUCAAUUGUCGCUCGAGUCUCCUACAUCCAAUAACCGGAAGGCCAGGAAGGAAACUCGUACUCCGUUCUGCCGGUCCAAGACGGUCGUCGAGUCACCUCAGGAUGUGCAAAUGGCUGAGCCAUCCCCUAUCUCUAUCGCCUCACUCUCACUUUCGCCUCGUCGCACCUCUGCUACGGGUACGUCUCGCAAUAUCUUUGCCGAGGCUGAGCGCCAAAAGGCAAAGUGGGAGCCCACACUCGCUUACUCCGACGAUGAGGAUGAUACUCCUGAUCUACCAUCUCCUACUCGCCCUAAGGUCAAGCCCGACCCCUUCAAGGCGCCCCCUCGACCACUUCUCCGCCAGAACACCGCUGCUUUCAUGCAAAAACUCAGCACUCAACCCCCUCUAUUCCCUUCCAAUGGAUCUCGACUUCCCCAGAUGUCCGGCGGCCCAUCCUCCUCUCAAUGUGAUGGUCGUACCAACUCGAACGAAGGCCGGGCUAAAUCUCCACACCGUCGCCUGUCCAAGAUCCCAUCAUCGGCUAACCUCGCCGCCGAUGCUGGAUCUCCUACCCGUAAAAACUCCACGAAGCAGGCUCCCCCCAAGACCAAUAACAAUGUUGGUGGUGACGAGAUGUUCAAGGCUGUUAUGCAACGCAACAUGGGUGGUCGCACCCUGGUCGAGCUUGCCCAGGCUAGAGCCGGCGGCCGCCCUAUGGACGAAUUCAAGCGAUGCGCCAGUGACUCUCGCGCCUCUUCUCAUGCCUCUAGCAUGAAAUCCUCGGAGCGCGAGCCGCCAGCUAUCUGGGAUCCUGAGCGCGACGAAAUGCCCAGCCCCUUCCUCGCCCGCGGCAAGAAGGUUAUCCGCAACCUCCGGUGA
This is a messenger RNA of Penicillium subrubescens, 2181 nucleotides long. RefSeq names its product serine/threonine protein kinase nimA (gene nimA). NCBI's taxonomy places the organism in Eukaryota, Fungi, Ascomycota, Eurotiomycetes, Eurotiales, Aspergillaceae. Gene Ontology annotation, molecular function: ATP binding; protein kinase activity. The transcript is spliced from 3 exons. The record is from RefSeq and is a predicted model, not a curated record. Gene Ontology annotation, cellular component: nucleus; cytoplasm; centrosome. Bases 1 to 2181 code for a protein of 726 amino acids. Gene Ontology annotation, biological process: protein phosphorylation; chromosome segregation.